AUGAGGUUCGUGCUUGUGCUGAUGAGUGAAGAUGGACUCCAUAGAAGGUUGCAAGCAGAGAAGCUUCUUGUGCUGUGGCGCGCACAACAGGUUGUUCUCGCCGCGUCGAUAUGCACCCGCGGGGGCAAGGCAGUCCUCUCACGUCAAUUUCGCGAGAUUGCCCGCUCCAGAAUCGAAGCCUUGCUCGCAUCGUUCCCUAAGCUGGCUGAUUCCGGAACGCAGCACACUACUGUUGAACAAGACAAUGUCCGCUUUGUGUACCAGCCUCUCGACGAGCUAUACAUCGUUCUCAUUACAAACCGCCAAUCGAACAUCCUUCAGGAUAUCGAUAGUCUUCACCUUUUUGCUCAGGUGACCACAAGCAUCUGCAAAAGCUUGGACGAGCGAGAAAUUGUUCGCAAUGCUUUUGAAUUGCUCAGCGCUUUUGACGAGAUAGUGACACUUGGUUACCGGGAGAAUCUGUCGCUUUCCCAGAUCAAGACAUUUUUGGAAAUGGAAAGUCACGAAGAGAGAAUACAGGAGAUUAUUGAAAGGAACAAAGAGCUUGAGGCUAGCGAGGAGCGCAAAAGGAAGGCGAAACAACUGGAGAUGCAACGCAAAGAGGCGGCUCGUAGUGGUCGUGCCAUGGCUCCUAGGACUCCAACUUAUCCUGUCUACACUCCUCCGUCUCGUCCUGCGGUUCCCGACACGUACGACUCAUACGAAGCAGAGAAGAAGAAGACAUUUGCUAAACCACUGCCCACACGCGGAAAAGGAAUGCAGCUUGGCAAAAAAUCUAAAGCUACAGAUAUCUACGAGAAAGUUCGAGGUGAUUUAGGCCCUGAAGCGGAGGAAUCGAGUCCUUUGGUGACCCCUCAAAUCUCAACCCCUGUGGAGCAAGCAUCUUCCGCUCGUGCCUCUCUGUCUGCCGAUCGAGAGCCUAUCCACAUUACUAUCGCCGAGACAAUCUCCGCCAAACUUACCCGUGAAGGUGCUUUGAAGUCGUUUGAAGUUAAGGGUGACCUCCAACUUCGUAUCUCCGAUCCUUCUUUCACAAAGCUGAAGUUGGACUUGCUGGCCAACCCAACGCAUGGCGCGCAGUUCCGUACCCAUCCAAAUGUUGACAAAGCCGUCUUCACCAACACCUCGGUCAUCCAAUUGAAGGACACAACCAAGCGUUUCCCAGCCAACAACUCAAUCGGUGUCCUUCGGUGGCGCGUUGCUAGCUCAGGAUCAGAUAAUGCUGACAUCCUCCCCAUCACAUUCACGGUGUGGGUGAAUAAGGAUUCUAACUCUACUACUGUCACUGUGGAGUAUGAGCUCACAGGUUCUGAUACCUUGAGGGAUGUCGUCGUCACGAUACCAUUUGGAGCCACAGAGCCGAUCGUAUCAAGCUUCGAUGCUGUGUACGAGGUUUCUGGAGAUAGCCUGGACUGGAACAUUGGCACCGUGGAUGAGACGAACGCUUCCGGUAGCUUUGAAUUUGAAUCAGCUGGUGAGGGUGACGAGAAUGAGUUCUUCCCGAUGAAUGUGCGCUUCUCUAAGGCUACUCCCUUUGUCGAGGUCGAUGUGACCGACGUCUCGCUGCUCGAGGAAGGGGAGAGCACUGGAUUCUCAAAGGACGUGAGAAGCAUUGCAGAGGGCUACGUUAUCGAAUAA
This is a messenger RNA of Aspergillus clavatus NRRL 1, 1638 nucleotides long. RefSeq names its product coatomer subunit delta. Gene Ontology annotation, cellular component: cytosol; COPI vesicle coat. Bases 1 to 1638 code for a protein of 545 amino acids. The transcript has 4 exons. The record is from RefSeq and is a predicted model, not a curated record. Gene Ontology annotation, biological process: retrograde vesicle-mediated transport, Golgi to endoplasmic reticulum; endoplasmic reticulum to Golgi vesicle-mediated transport; Golgi localization. NCBI's taxonomy places the organism in Eukaryota, Fungi, Ascomycota, Eurotiomycetes, Eurotiales, Aspergillaceae.